AUGGACGAUCAGCAUGAUGAAUACGAGGCGAUUGUCAUUUCUAGGUAAGGUUCGGCAACAUAUUCCUCACUAAUUCUGGUUUUAUAUGAUUGCUGUCUCUUUGUUAUUGUGCGUUUGCUCUUUCCUUUCAAUCACAUGACGGUUGAAUGUCAGUUCCACUCGCUUCUCUAUCUGCCUUCUUCUCAAAAAUCACGUGGUUUCCCGCAGCCCUUCUCACUCUCGUCCUUCAGAGUUGCCAUGGAGGAAAACAUGUUCGACCCGCAACCAGAUAUCCCUCGCAUUCGCAUCGAUUCGACCCACUCUUAUCAGCAGCGGUCUGUUUGAAAGAUAGAAGUCACGGUCUGUUUUCCAAUGCCAUCUUGCACUUUUUCAGCGAAACGAUGCUCGAGAAAUGCAACACUUACUACACACUCGCUGUCGUCAUUGCGCAAGUAAUCUUUUGUUAUACGGCAUAUCUCAUUUUAAUGUUGCAGUUAACGAUAGGAGUACUUGGAAACAGUCUGACACUAGUCGCGGAUGCUACGAGAAUAUUCGCUGAUCAUCUGGAACUUUUUCAAUACGACAGAGCUGCGACGCCAGGCAAAAGAUUAACAGAAAUAAUAACAGUUGGGAUCACAAACGUGGUCUUGUUCAUUCUGUUCAUUGCGUUCCUUUUGGCUGCAUCAGGAAGAGCGGCAACUAUGAAUUUUGAUGUGAGUCACAAAAUUGUUUAGUUCAACGAAUGUAUGUUGUUUUUCAGAUCAACAGAGGUUACUUGAUUGUUGGUACUGCUUUAGCCAUGACUGCUAACACUCUCCAGACUCUCUGUCAUUUCCGAAGUGAGUCGUUUCUCUUCACGUGUAAUGUUUUCGAAUUGUCACCCACGGAUUCAAGUGACAGUAGAAAAAUGUUCACUAAUGAGGGCGGGAAGGGUUCACAAAAUUCCUCUAAAGCCACAAGUAUUUUUCUAUUGAAAAGUUACUUUUAUGAAGAUGAAUAUAUUUAGCUUGGCAACGAGACCGUAGUUACAACAUCACUCUGUAUACGGAAUCGAAGAGGAACCAGCUAAUGCACGGAUUUGUUUACCAUUUCAUAGCGUACUUUGUCCUCGUCUCUUCGAUGCUCAUAAUUGUCAAUGUAAGUUUCCCUUCCCCCUUCUCCUGUUUCACAGCCGUCAUUAUCCUUGUAUUUCAGAAAGACUACCUUCUAGCCGACGUCGUCACGACCUACGCAGCAAGCCUUCUCAUUCUCACGAACAUCGCCUCGAUUAGUUAUCAGUUGUACCACGAGUACUUCUCCCUCGAACACCCCCAGGACGAGUACGAGCCAAUUUGA
Molecule: messenger RNA, 1314 nt
Organism: Caenorhabditis sp. 36 PRJEB53466
Lineage: Eukaryota; Metazoa; Nematoda; Chromadorea; Rhabditida; Rhabditidae
Source: the annotation of a GenBank genome assembly